Molecule: messenger RNA, 6386 nt
Organism: Lepidothrix coronata (blue-crowned manakin)
Lineage: Eukaryota; Metazoa; Chordata; Aves; Passeriformes; Pipridae
Gene: PSD3
Product: pleckstrin and Sec7 domain containing 3
Exons: 15
Coding region: 215-3214 (999 amino acids)
Biological process (GO): regulation of ARF protein signal transduction
Molecular function (GO): guanyl-nucleotide exchange factor activity; phospholipid binding; protein binding
Source: RefSeq, a predicted model, not a curated record
UAGCUCCUGCGAUAGACUGAAUGAGACUGCAGUUCCCCCAUCAGUUUCAUAAUACUCAGAAAGCAUCCAUUUACAUCACUGUGUGCAGUGCAGGGCACCAGCUGCCAGGAAAUUUGAAACUAUUUUGAUUCCAGUUGACUAGAACAGCAGCAAUUGAAUUAGCUGGUAUCGCUAUAGAUAAACUGAUGAUCUGUGCAUUUUAUUUCUUUGACCAAUGGGUAACUGCUGGAGCUACAGUAACUUCUGUAGUGGCCGUGGAAGCAGCACUUUACUUCCUCAUACCAUCAUCAAUGAAUUUCCAGAGUACGGCACCGUGGAGCCAAGCAGACAGGAGCCGACAGCUUCACCGACACGCCACGCAGAGCCUGUGACACACCGUCCAGAAAGACGGGACAGUCACCACCACGUCAGGCCCAUUCCUCAGUGUGCAGCUCCUGCAGAUAAUUCGAGACCUGAUGCUGGGGCAGCGCAGCUGCACGCCCCAGAAGAAGGUGUGCAACCUGCGGGUAACCUGCCAGAGAUUAUGAAAAUCUCUCGACGGUUAGAAGCAGCAAAGGUGCAAGAGAGAGCAAAUACUUCUCUUGAUUCAGAGACGCAAAUGGAAAAAAAGAGUGUUACUGGCAGCCAAAAUGUGCAGGCAGCCAGAGAACCAGUUCCAGGAGGCCAAGAAAAACUCUCAGACGUGCCUCUUCCUUCUGAACGAACAGCUGAGGAAAAAAAGCAUUUGGUCGUAGAGGAAGAUCUGGCUGCAAUAUGGACUAGAGAAAAGCAGUCCGAGUCCUUGCAAGCCAUUAGUAAUAAGGCUGACGAGGUCCAUGCAGUGCAGGAACAAAGCUGUCACAGACCAUCUGUGGCUAACCGGGAAGCAGCCAGGAGAGUAGAGGGGUGGGCAUGUUCUGAGGAGUUUUCGGGGUACAGUCAAGGUAAAAUGCAAAUGGGUGCUGAGAGGAGGCUCGCUAAAGAGGUAGCUGUGAGUAAACAUGUAGAAUUUCAAGGGGUGGAGAUUUUAUGGCUGCAGAAAGCUGAGGAGCAGAGAAGAAAGAAGCACUCGCUGGUGGACUCUCUGUCUGUGGAGAGAAAGGCAUUCCCCAAAACAUCCAGCCACCCUGCAUCACCAAUGGUCUCUCCAGGCCUGCUCUCCUCUCCAGACAGCGCAUGGAGUGAGGUCCGUGAGGACCCAAGGCUGGGACCCACUGCAUCUGGAGCCACUCCUCUAGUACCACCCAAUGAAAGUGAGAAGGAUGAAGUUACCAUGAAGGACAGGAAGAACCGUGUGGAGGAGGAGGCGUCUGUGCUAGUGAGAGGCCAGGGCAGGAUGACGGAGGAGGGUGAAGCAGCCGCAGGAGGAUAUGAAGAUUUCCUUGGGCAGAGGCACUCCGACGUCUCCACUGAUCUGUACAGCUCACAGUUCGAAAACAUCCUAGACAAUGCAUCUUUAUACUACAGCGCAGAGUCGCUGGAGACGUUGUACUCGGAGCCCGACAGCUACUUCAGCUUUGAGAUGCCACUCACUCCCAUGAUCCAGCAGCGCAUGAAGGAGGGUGGACAGUUUUUAGAUCGGACAUCAGCCUUGGGGCAGCCAGAUGUCCCUGACAAGGAGGUGAAGGGAUGUGGUGAAGGCAUCGCCAAUGGCUUAAAGGAUACAAGCAAAACACUCUUCAGAGGAGAUGUCACAGAAGUCCCUCAUCUGGAAAGCGAUGCUGAGCUGCAGAAUGUGGUGUUAGACUCCAGUGCUGCCAUGGGGAGCAAUGAACUUCAGGAGAAAGAUGCCACUGGAGCCCUUGGCCACGAUCUCAGCAAUGGCAGCAGCAGCAAUUUGGAAGCAGCCAGGCGCCUGGCUAAGCGCCUCUACCAUCUGGACAGAUUCAAACGCUCUGAUGUGGCAAAGCAUUUGGGUAAAAACAAUGAAUUCAGCAAGCUUGUGGCCGAAGAGUACCUUAAGUUCUUUGACUUCACAGGCAUGACGCUGGACUGCUCGCUCAGGAGUUUCUUUAAAGCCUUUUCACUUAUUGGAGAAACUCAGGAAAGAGAGAGAGUUUUAAUCCACUUCUCUAGCCGAUAUUACCAGUGCAACCCAAACACCAUUUCUUCUCAAGAUGGAGUUCACUGUCUCACCUGUGCCAUGAUGCUGCUGAACACAGACCUGCAUGGCCAUAACAUUGGGAAAAAGAUGACCUGCCAAGAGUUCGUUGCUAACCUUCAAGGGAUGAACGAUGGCAAAGACUUCCCGAAAGGACUGUUGAAGGCCCUCUACAAUUCAAUCAAGAAUGAGAAGCUGGAAUGGGCAGUGGAUGAAGAGGAGAAAAAAAAGUCUCACUCCGAUGGUACAGAUGAAAAGGAUAAUGGGAGCCAGACAAAGGCUGUCAGUCGAAUUGGCAACUCAAAUAACCCAUUCCUGGACAUCCCUCAUGACCCCAAUGCUGCUGUGUAUAAAACUGGAUUUCUGGCUCGGAAAAUCCAUGCUGAUAUGGACGGAAAGAAAACUCCCCGGGGAAAGCGAGGCUGGAAAACCUUUUAUGCUGUGUUGAAGGGAACCGUCCUGUACUUGCAGAAGGAUGAAUAUAAGCCAGAAAAGGCUUUGUCGGAGGAGGAUCUGAAGAACGCGGUUAGUGUGCACCAUGCACUGGCAUCCAAGGCAACAGACUAUGAGAAGAAGCCCAAUGUCCUCAAGCUUAAAACAGCAGAUUGGAGGGUCCUGCUUUUCCAAGCCCAGAGCCAAGAAGAAAUGCAGACCUGGAUCAACAAGAUUAACUGUGUGGCUGCUGUCUUCUCUGCACCGCCGUUCCCAGCGGCAAUUGGCUCCCAGAAGAAGUUCAGUCGCCCGCUCCUGCCAGCCACCACAACAAAGCUAUCUCAGGAUGAACAGCUGAAGUCCCAUGAAGCUAAGCUGAAGCAGAUCUCCACUGAGCUUGCUGAACAUCGCUCCUAUCCUCCUGACAAGAAGCUCAAAGGCAAGGAAGUAGAUGAUUACAAACUGAAGGACCACUACCUGGAGUUUGAGAAAAAUCGCUAUGAGAUUUAUGUCAGCCUCCUGAAAGAAGGAGUGAAGGAGCUGCUGAGUGGAGGAGAGAACGAUGCGCCAGGACUGAAGAAAUCCCACUCAAGUCCUUCUUUGAAUCAGGAGUCUCCAGUUAGUGCCAAGGUGAAACGCAACGUCUCGGAGAGGAAGGACUACAGGCCAGAAACACCCAGCAUUAAGCAGAAGGUCACUUAGGGUGGAAACGACAGCGAGGGGAACAGCCAUGCAGCAAAGUACCGGUGGUCAAAAUUUUUUUCAUUUAAUAACCUGUCCUUCACAAAAAAUAAGUGCAUCUGCCUGAAUGGGGUGUUAGUGACAUUUUCUAUUGUAUAUUUUGCUGUUUCUGUGCAGAUUGUGGGAGAUGUCUUUGCUCCUGCUUUGCUUUGCUUUGUUAAUUUAUCAUUUAGCAAUUGAAGCAUCGGGACUUUUUUAUGUUGUUCUGUUUCUAAAGGAGCUGGGGGAGGGGUAGAGCGCUGUGACGUAUAUUCUGUCUCUUCCCCAUUUAUCUCCUCCCAUCGGCAUGUGGCUUUCAUCUCUCAAGUCACUUGUCACUUUAUUUACGUGGUGGGUGGGAAAAAUAACUGGACAAGUGCUGCAGUGCUGUGAAUGUAAGCUGUAGCUGCGAGAGAAGCUGUGCAGCUGCAGAAGCCUGGCUAGAGCCUGGGGUGCUGGGAACAUUGGUUUCCUGUCAAUGUGGGUCAUGGUACUGGUACUUAGCAGCAGGUGCUACAGUAUAUAGUCACUGUUGCUUAUUGUUACUGCAUUGACGGUGGACCCACAAGUGUGAAGGAAUGAAACCUGGAAACCUCUGGCAAUGCUGGGAUGAUGGCAUUGGAAUAAUUUGGUUGCUUCCUUCUAAGCGAAGUCUUCUCCUGAGUUUGCAGGCUGGAAAGCUGGAAAGUCUGGAAAGUAUCCAAACCCGUACUGUCUCUGCUGUCACGGAGAUUAGGGUUUACCCAGCUGGAAUGACUCUCUGGGUUUUACAUUUAUUUGCAGAGGAGGCUGCUGUAGAUGUCAGCCAUUAGCAUUAUAUAUUAAAAACAAAGGGCCUCUGUGUAGUUUUUAACUAUACGCUCUCACUUAGCUGCUAUAUAGAGCCUUAUGAUAUAUUGUGUCCUGUUGCUUCCCCUUCCAGGAGUUUCCUUGUUGGUGUGCACAGAGAGCUUCUUUCAGUUCCUCUGAUAGUGACAAAGCACUUUGUCUUUUUUCUUCGGGAAGGGAUUCUCCUCAGUUCUCCAUUUUCCUGCUUUAGCUCACAUAUAGGUGGAAGAGGCUGGUGCAGACCAGAGGAGGGGGCAGACAUGUCAUUGCUGCAGACUAGGGUUUGAUACUGUCCUGACUACUCUGUGCCUAGAGGCCAGCACAAGGCAGUCUCAGCUUUGUCAGAUCGUACCCUCCACCCACAGAGAACAAGCCCAGCUCACAGCUCCUGCAUACCCUGCUCCAGGCUUUCAGAGGAGAGCACAAGACAGGGAGACACCACCAUGGGUAGAGCUUUCCAUACCUGAAAGCCCACAGACCCUUGGAGUGGCCAGCAGUUUUCAGGCAUAGAGAGUAGAAAGAUGAUGUAGAAAUUGUUGUCCUGCUUCCCAGCCCCUCUUCCCUGGGCAGCAUCAUGUCUCUGCAGAGAGCAGUGGCUCUACUGUUACUUAACAUCCUGGGUUUUAAUCUCAGGUUUGAUACUGGCCGACAGGGUGAGCUUGGACAGGUCUCUCCCGUUUUGACUCACCCUUUUCCUAUGUGGAGUAGAACAACCAAACUGGCCUUUCCUGCAGACUACCUUGGUACGUAAUGUUGAGGACCAUUUGAAAAUUGUUUCUUGCUGUUAUUUUUGUUGUGCCUGGCACAGGACAGCCUUCCUGAUGGAUCCAAUUCUUAAUGCAUACAGAAAUGUCAAGAUCAAUGCAAGGACUGUUUAGAAAAGUGCUGGUGUUUCCAGCCCAAGUAGUCAAAGGGCCACACAUCAAAAAAAAUUGCCACCUGAGCGGAUUUGUGUUCUGCCAGACUUCCCAAGGGUCCAAGUCAAUUAAUCUAGCUUAUUGAACUGCCAGUUCAGUGGGCAGAACUGGGAGAAAAGGCCUUUAGCAGACAUCUAUAUUAGGGAGGGUUCGUAGCAUACUAAAAUCCGAAACCAUGACACCAUUGAAAGCUCAACAAAACUGAUAUUUUUACCAAGAGGUGGCCAACAAAACGAACAAACCCAAAAGAGAGGAAGGGGGAGAGAAACAAGCCCUCAGUACUACUUCCCCAGUCACCUAGCUGUUGCCCAUAAAGUUAUCUUACCGAGCUAGAGUGCCCACAAUCACCCAGAGCAGAAGCUGCAUCCCUGGAGAGUCAGCAAGUUCACAAAUUGGCAAGCGUCCCUGCCAAAAGGCAACAUUGUCCUUGAUGUGAAGCUUCCUGCCUUCCAAGAAUAAAAGCUAUCUGCUUUUAUACAAUUAACUGAGUGACCUCAACCUAGGCAGGUGUGGCCAGCACUGCCCAGCCAGAGGUCCUCAGUCCCACCCUCCGUUAUGCAAGUAAUAUCUCUUCUGCACACGCGUGGCCUUCCCUGUGCCUGCGUACUGCACCCGGGGGGGUCUUUUCCAAAUGAGUCUAGGGGUUUACUUCAUACCCAUAGUCUUCAGUCCCUCCUUCAAGUGACCUUGGAGGACGAUCAGCCAAUCAUAAAACAGCAAUUAAAUAUAGUUUAUACAAGAACUCUCUCCAAGGACGAAGUUCCCGUUUUAUUGGUGCUUGUUUUCUCAUAACUUGGCAGAGAAAGAACAAAACUUUUACAGGUGGCUGGGCCAAACACAGACCAAAAGUAUCAGCGUAAUCAGCCCCUGAUACAACACCGCAUGACUUGCCUUCCCCACUGAGUACCACCAUGCAACAGCUUUCCCAGUGUUGUGCUGACUCUUGGCUGUAACGAAGAUUUUGCGCUUUCAGGUGCUGGGAGGUUUGGGAGGUUUGAUCCUUGCAGCUGUGGCCUGGCAGCAAAACCAGAUGGUACCGUUUUCAUAAGUGAUGUUGGGAUACACGUGCUUCUGGCAUCUGCCACUGGGAGCGGGCACUCCAUGAUGAAAGUCAUGAGGUUGGCCCUAACCUCGCCAGCGUUGCUAAAAACUGCAGAAGUUAUACGUUCUUACUAAGGUAGAGUUGACAUUCAGUCCUCCUGAGGAAGAGAGAGGCCUACUGCUGCUGGAGCCAAAGUGAUGUGGUGCAGCUUUUUGGGUAGGGAGACUCAGUGUAGGCAGAUACACGAUAGGGCUUAUCGGGAGGGAUUGUUUGCAUUAAUUAAGAGUGGUAGAUCAGCAGUUCAUGGAAGGGAAAGAAAAGCUAGAUGCCUGCAGCUAGUCAUCAUGCUCUGGAGGUUUAAAACAAA